This is a messenger RNA of Racocetra persica, 965 nucleotides long. The record is from the annotation of a GenBank genome assembly. NCBI's taxonomy places the organism in Eukaryota, Fungi, Glomeromycota, Glomeromycetes, Diversisporales, Gigasporaceae.
AAACCAAGAAAGAAGAAGAAGUAGAAAAAAUCUUGAUAGAAAAAAUCUUGAGGGAAGCAGAAGAAGAAGAAAUCAAGAUAGAAAAGAAAAGCGCUAUAAGGCUUCUCAUAGGAUUCGCAUUUGCUGUAAAACAUUACCUACGUGAAGAGGAGGGAAACAAAUGCCAUGAUGUUAGACCUUUUAUUUCGGACAUACAAUCAAAAUUACCUGGAUUUAAAGAUCUGAAAGAACAAGAUGGGGAUGAAAAAGAUGAAGCUCAGGACAAUAAUAAUCGGGGGUGCUGGCCGUUAAGUCUAUUUAGUAGUAAAAAAAAGCCGCAUCAACGUGAAGAAAAGCUUGAGGGAACACGUACUAAUCACAAUCUUCCUUUAGAGAUUUCUUUAUAUAUUGCUGAUUAUAUUACAACACAAGCUCGGAAAGGAAGGAUUGAUGUCCCAUUAUCCAAUAAUUUGUUAUUGUGUGUUAAUUCAUUGAUAGAAUGUUUGUCAUCUUUUGAAAGAAUUUUGAGAUCGCCGAUUCCUUUGGCAUAUUCCAUUCAUUUAACUCAAACGGUAUGGGUUUAUUGUGUCUCCUUACCUUUCCAAUUGGUUGGUGUCGUUGGCUGGUCGACUAUUGUUAUUGUAUUCUUUGCAACUUUUAUUUUACUUGGUAUUGAAAGAAUUGCUGCAGAGAUCGAAAAUCCUUUUGGUUAUGACCCAAAUGAUUUAAAAUUGGGCGAUUUUUGCAGGAUAAUCGAACGAGAACUCAAACUCAUCAUAAGUCAUGACCCACCAGACGUUGAUCAUUGGGUGUUCAGCAUAGAAAAUAUUGAUGCACUCCAAAGAAAAGACUCGUAUAUUGACGCUUUGCUUGCUGAUAAAAAAAAUGUAAAACUUGAGAAUGAAAAAGCUGUUGAUUCUUUCUUUACAAAUUCUAAAAAAGAGAAUGACAUUGCUAUUGAAGUUGAUAAAGAAGUUUCUAGAUAA